Messenger RNA from Xiphias gladius (swordfish), 3056 nucleotides. It is a transcript of the gene esco2, whose product is annotated as establishment of sister chromatid cohesion N-acetyltransferase 2. Gene Ontology annotation, cellular component: chromatin; nucleus. The transcript has 15 exons. Gene Ontology annotation, molecular function: protein-lysine-acetyltransferase activity. Gene Ontology annotation, biological process: mitotic sister chromatid cohesion. Lineage: Eukaryota; Metazoa; Chordata; Actinopteri; Istiophoriformes; Xiphiidae. The coding region runs from base 404 to 2437 and encodes 677 amino acids. The record is from RefSeq and is a predicted model, not a curated record.
GUCUGGCGCGGGUUUUAAAAUCACUACUGCGCUGUCAGGGAAAUAAGAAGGGGGUGAUAGGUUCUAUAAUACGGCCACGAUUAGGAAUUAGGGUCUAAUUUUUUUAACCGAUCAAUAUUCAGAUUAUCUAAUGUCAUGAGUCUACACACUCCGACACAGUGGGUGGCGGUAUGCAAAGUUGGUAUCCGAUCCGCCAAUUAAACACAACGAAGAAGAAGCAGAAGAAGAAGCAGAAGAAGAAGAAGGCUGCGAAGAAGGCUGGCGCGGGCUGUUCAAAACACGGAGAAGAAACGCGGGCAGUAGAAUCUGGAGAACCGCCGCCAACUCAACCUUAUACCAACUUUUUUUCUUGUUUAUCGCUUUAUGUAGCACGACGGAUACGUGUUCGGUGACGUUUGUGAAAAUGAUGCCCGCUACUACCAGGAAGAGAAAGCUCUCCUCUCUGGACUCUGACAGUCACCCGGCCAAGAAGGGGGUGAGGGAGGAGAUGUCCCCCUUGAAGAGGAGAUCCCCAAGAAAGCCCCGGCAGUCUCCAACCAGAAAGAAGCCAGCUGAGUGUCUGGACAAGGAGAACUGUCCCUCGCCACAGAAAUCCCCACGUAGACCAGCAGGCUCACCAGCCAAAUCGCCCCGUAAAUCUCCGUUCAAACCUACCAUGGUUACAAGCUCCUUCUAUGGCAAGCAAAAGCCCGUCUAUCUCACUCCACUAGAGAGGAAGGCGAUAAAGGAGUCUCUGCCUUGUCCUUCUACUCUUCCAUCGCCUCCCCCCCAGGCAAAAAAGCCGGCUAAGAAGAAUAAGAAGAAUGUAAAAGGAGGCAAAAAGCCAGGAAAGGUUCCCGCAGGAUCUAGUAAUGCGGGGAAGAUGGGUAUCAAAAGCUAUGCGACAUCCACAAAGACAAUCAAGCUGUCGAAACUUAAUAGCAGUGUCACAGCUAAACCAGCAUCUACUAAGACUGCUGCUCCCGCCAGCAGCACUAAACAAGCAGAGUCCAAGAAAGCAAUCACCAUCACUUUCAGCAGCCUGAAGCCUAAACCGAAGAUCUUUGUCGGAGCUGCUUUCUUCGGUACGGGGAAGAAACCUACAUCAAUGUACAAGAAAUCUGCACCAAAGUCCUCGACCAGGCCGGCUUCAGUCCAGGGGAAAGAUAAAGCUUCCCUGCCGCAAAAAAAGAGUGAGAAGACAACGCAGCAGGAGCAGCAGCAGCCUGCUUUGGUGAUGAACCAACAACAUAAACAUCCUGAACAGACUGCAGUCCAGCCGGUUGAGACAGAACAGAAGCGCCCAAGCACCAAGCAGAGAGCAAAGUUUGAUCCGACAGAUUGGAUGGACUCUUUUAACGAAGAGCCUGAAACUCCACAUUUGUUAAGCUCACCGAAAGUCUUGAUGGAGAAAUAUGGGAUCACCAAGGAGCUGACGAUUGUGUUGACAAGGACCCCAAUACCAGGUUCUGCAUCUACAGCCUUAUCCACCAUUACUCAGGACGAUUCUUUGACAGACGGUGGGUCUGAGCCCAUCUUUGACCUAAGUGAUACAAGUCCCACCAGCGCUGCCUCCAGCCCGCCCAAAGAAUCUGCAGCAGUGUAUCCCAUCUUUGGCUCUGCCUCCAAGAGGUUAAAAAAUGCAGCUCGGCAGCUUCCAGUGCCCUGCAGCACCCCCUCUGGCCCAAUCACGUCACUGCAAACUCCAUCUUCAGCUAAAGAGCGAUGUGCACGCAGGAGGAAAGAGAAGCAGGAUGGUGACCAGCUCAUCAUCGAUGCAGGUCAGAAGCAGUUUGGAGCAACAACCUGCAGCUCGUGUGGGAUGGUGUACAGCGCCGACAAUCCGGAGGACAAUUUCCAACACACCCAGUUCCACCAGCGCUUCCUCGACUCCAUCAAGUUUGUGGGCUGGAAGAAGGAGCGGGUGGUGGCUGAGUUCUGGGAUGGAAAAAUUCUCCUGGUCAUGCCAGAUGAUCCCAAAUACGCCAUCAAAAAGGCUGAGGAUGUGCGUCGCGUAGCGGACAACGAGCUGGGUUUCCAGCAGGUGACUCUGAGCAGACCAACACAGGCCAAGACCUACCUGUUCAUCAACACGGAGCGAAUGGUGGUGGGAUGUCUGGUCGCGGAACCCAUACGACAGGCCUACAGAGUCCUCGAGCAGCCAGAUCGACACAAGGACAUGAAAAAGGACGACUUCAUGGAGCGACACAGAGCCUGGUGCUGCUCCACCAUCCCAGAACAAGCUCUGUGCGGGAUCAGCCGGGUCUGGGUCUUCAGCCUCGCCAGACGGCAGGGCAUCGCCACCCGCAUGCUGGACACCGUCAGGAGCACCUUCAUGUACGGCAGUCAUCUGACCAAGGAGGAAAUUGCCUUCUCUGACCCGACGCCUGACGGCAAACUGUUCGCGACCAAGUACUGCAACACACCAGCCUUCCUCGUUUACAACUUCAUUGCGUGAAGUUUGGAAAGGAUUUAUCUAAAUACGUGGAUUAAAGCUACUAUUGGGCCUGUUCAUAUGCAAUACUUGCAUUACUGAUUUAAGAUAUUCAGGCAACUGUUCCGGUUUUUCAUGUUGGCUAGGCCAGGCUUUGAUUUGUAUUGACAAGUGUGUAUAAGCUUGAGUUGUAAAAUUAUUAUGCAUUCUCCUUAGGAUAAAGUAGGUUUAGUGUUUUUAUGUUAUUAAUACACCUGCUAUUGCUCAGUAUUUAUACUUGGAGCUGCCUAAUUUACUGUUGAAUGUUGUGUGUGUGUAUAUUGGCAGUGCUUUCAGAUGUUUAUAUUUCACAUAAUAAGGAGUUUAAAUGUGGAGUGACGGAUAAUAUUUCCCAUUUCUGGAUAUAUCCAUGUAGCUUGCUUUGAAUCAUUUUGUUUUCUUGCAUCAAAGUAAACUGGAAACCUCCUUUGAUAUGUUCACUUAAAUGUUCAGAUUUUUCUUUUUUCUUGGUACAAGCUCAAGGUUUUCUGGAAGAAAAUAUGUUUAUAGACGUUGACCUGUUGAAAGGUGGAAGCCAUUGUUUAGUGGCAUUCUACUUUGUAAAUAGAUUUAAUAAACAUUGCCUUUGUUUUAUGAACCUAGA